Molecule: messenger RNA, 3065 nt
Organism: Chlamydomonas reinhardtii
Lineage: Eukaryota; Viridiplantae; Chlorophyta; Chlorophyceae; Chlamydomonadales; Chlamydomonadaceae
Exons: 3
Coding region: 173-2476 (767 amino acids)
Biological process (GO): regulation of DNA-templated transcription
Molecular function (GO): DNA-binding transcription factor activity
Source: RefSeq, a predicted model, not a curated record
GACCAUUUAUGUGCGUAAUGCGUGCAAAGAUUUCGCGAUGUUUAGGUCUUGAACACGACUGCUGGAUGAUUCGAUGCAUUCUGAAACAUUUAUUUUAAUUAAUUAAGGUGGUACACGGGUGGUUCUUUCGCCCGGAACCCGCCUUCACCUGUCUUCGCCUGGUUGCGUAAGAAUGCACCAAACGCCAAAUCGAAGGCGCGUGCAGCACCGCAAACAUCCAAGUGACACGUUUGCAUGGGCGGCAAGCGCAUUGUUGACGGAGCUGCCGCCCGGCAGUCUGCCCAACGCCACCGGAGCCAGCGCAGGUCAGCUGCAUCACCCGGCACAUGGCCCCUCCCCCCUUUACCCUGGCGGACCUACAGCAGAUGCCGCUGCGCUGGCGCUGGGGCCGGGGGGCCUCGGUGGCAGCAUCCUGCCGGACGACUUAUUAGACCUGCUGCGAGAUGUCGACGAAGACAACCUACACCUCGACCUGGACGAAGUUUGUACCGACGGUAUCGUUGACACCUCAGAAGACUUAAACGUCCUUGAAUCGCAGCUCGCCGCAAGCGGACAACAGUCGCACAGCGCAGGAGCAGCACCAGGAGCGCCAGCAUUGGCAGGACUCCACACCUCGGCAGCGGGAGCACCAGCGCAAGCGCCUGGCUCGGCCGCUCAGCAAGGCGGAACCUCGCACUUCGGCCUGCCUGGCCACUCGGUCGUAACAACCAGCGCAGCAGGGCUGCUUCUUGGCCUACCAGGCGACAUGGCUCGACAACAGCAGCAUCAGCAGCAAGCCUCUGACCAGCAGCAGACCGGCGCUCGAGCGAACGGCCGGCGAGCUUGUCGGCGCGGCAGCGACGAGCCCGCAGAGGAGGUGAACGCCAUGGACAGCCCCUCCUCCUCACCAGCAGGUGCCGGGAAGGUGAGCCAGCGCGGCCGCAAGGCCGCAGCGGCCUCCGGCGCCGCGGCGACCAAGCGCGGCACCAGCGCAUCCGGAGCCGGCUCAGGGCCGGACGAGGGUGGCGCCCCCGGCAACAACGGCAGCGGCAGCUUCGCGCUGCCCCUGUCUACCGGCGGCGGCGCACGCAGCCGGCACCGGCGCAGCCCCAGUGACCUCAGCGAGCCCUCGGCCAGCGGCCUGCCGGGCGCACUGCCACUGCCGCUGCCCCUAGUGGCCGACAAGCCGCUGAGCGAGUUCGUGGGCCAGACCCGCGCCAACGCGCUGGACCCGGCGCAGCUGGACCCCAAGCGCGCGCGCCGCAUCAUCGCCAACCGGCAGUCGGCGCACCGCAGCCGCAUGAAGAAGCUGCAGCUCAUCCACGAGCUGGAGCAGCGGGUGACGACCGCGCGCGCCGCCACGGACGCGGUGCGGCAGCAGAACGUCGCGGCGGCGGAGCGGCGGCGCGAGCUGCUCACGGCGGCGGCGACGGCGCAGCAGCAGCUGGCGGAGCUGCGGCGCGAGGCGGCGGCUGUGGCGGCCAUGCACAGCGCCCUGGCGGCGGAGCUCGCCAAGAUAGGCAUCGCGGGGCCGCCGCCAGCGCCCGCGGCAGCAGAGCCGGCGGCGGCGCCCGCCGACGGCAUGGAGGUUGGGCUGCGUGGCUCGAGCGGCGGUGCGGUGGCGCCCGCGACGCCGCCUAAUGGCUCGGAGGUGGGCGCCGAGCUGCACGGCCGCAUGUCAGUCAACGGGGCCGCCACCCGCGCCGCCGGCGGCCCGUCGGCUUCCGGCAGCUCCGGCACAUCGGCGUCCAUGGGUCAGGCUGGGGCUGCGGGCUCCCAGCCUGGCGGCGCGGCGGUGCCUGAGAGCCCCUUCCUCCUGCCGCACCUGCCGCCGCCGCACAUCAUGUCCGCUCACACCGCCGCCGCGGCUGGCAGUGGCGGUGGCGGCGGCUCGUUUUCAAACCACCACCAUCACCACCACAGCCACAGUCACAGUGGGAGCGGCAGCGCUAUGCCGCUGCUGUCCGCUCCCGGUGCCGCCUCCUACACCUUUGGGCAGCAGCACAACCCAGCCCACCAGCAGCAGCACCAGCAGCAGCCCGCGCCGUUCCUGCAAGGUGCCCUGCCGCAGCACACGCAGCUGGCGCACCCCGCGCCCUCGCACAGCCGCAACCCCUCCGCCAGCAGCCUGGCCGGCCCGGCGCCUUCGCAACCCAGCGCCGCCGUGGAGGCUGCGGCUGCCUUCCAGCAGGCGCCCACAGCCGCUGACGUCACGCCGGAGCCGGGCGCCAGGCAGGAUGGCGGCGGCGGCGGUGGCGGCGAAGUGGCUCACGGCAGUUCGCCCAUGGCCCUGGACGGGUUUGGCCUGGCAGGGCUGAUGGGGCUGGGCAUGGGCAACGACGGCCUGGCAGGAGGCGGCGGCAUCGGAGGAGGCGGAGGCGAGGGGGAGGCGGGGGCGGUGGGGGACAGUGACACGGACGUGGGCGACUUCUUGUUGAUGGGCAUGGGAGACGGCGAUGGGGACGACACGGCGCCCACGGACGGGGCGGGAUUGUGACUCCUGCUGGAGGGCCCGGCGGUGCCGAGCUGGGCUGGGAUGGCGUGGGAGGGUGCGUGUGGCUGAGAGCACAUCGAGGGUGCAGGCAUGUGCGCGUGUACCGUAUGUGUGUUAAAGAGCACAGGGAAUAACAAGCGCAAAGACUAUGUGUGUGCGUGUAUGUGUUGGUUGGGUACUGUUUCUAUUCAUGAGCAUGCGAGCAUGGACCGCUGUGUUUGCGGCUGGGAGUGGUUGUGCAGGACGCCGCAUACGUCCGCUAUGGGCUACACAGGCGAAAUAUCGCCGUAGCCAGUGACUGAGCAUAUCGUGGGAAUGCAGCUCGGUAAAACACGUUGCGACAAUGAACGAGAAAAGGUUGAACUGAUAGACUACAGCAGGAUUGCAACGAACAUGGUGGGACCCCACAUGGAGGACUACACGUUAGAUCUUGAUUGGGGCGGUGAGGCGAUGCAUGUCGUGGUCAUAAGUUAUGGGUGACGCAAGGUUGCCUCCACGCUGCUCACGCCGUCGUCGGUGCUCGCACAUUUACUACGGAAGUCAGGCCAAAGCGAAGCGAGUAAAAGAGCAUGGAAUGUAAAAGUGCAGGGUU